This is a messenger RNA of Peniophora sp. CBMAI 1063, 438 nucleotides long. The record is from the annotation of a GenBank genome assembly. Lineage: Eukaryota; Fungi; Basidiomycota; Agaricomycetes; Russulales; Peniophoraceae.
AUGAAUAGCACUGCAGCAGGUGCAGAUACCCCUUCGCCGACAAGUCGAAGCUUGCCACAGCUCGGCGAGGACAUGUUGAGUCGCAAAGCUAUGGUUCUGCGAGAAGAGCAGAUCCAACAAUACUUCCCUGGCCUGGAAUCGCGCGGCUGGUCUCUUGUACACGGCGAACCGUCCUCUUCACUAGAGAAACACUUUACCUUUGGAACGGAGGAUGAGCUCGCGAGCUGGACGGGCGAGAUGUUGGCGUAUAUGCAACGGGCCAAGCACCAUGCACGACUGAAGAUUAUGUACAAGUCGGUCAAUGUCCAAACCAACACGCAUCGCGCGUAUACGCCGGAGGAACCGAAAGUGUCACGUCCUGGCCUUUCCAAUAAGGAUGUACAGCUUGCAUACCACGCGGAGCAGCUGUUCGAAGAUAACACACCGAAGGCGGAGUGA